Messenger RNA from Rosa chinensis, 2622 nucleotides. RefSeq lists its product as uncharacterized. NCBI's taxonomy places the organism in Eukaryota, Viridiplantae, Streptophyta, Magnoliopsida, Rosales, Rosaceae. The coding region runs from base 1 to 2622 and encodes 873 amino acids. The record is from RefSeq and is a predicted model, not a curated record. The transcript has a single exon. Gene Ontology annotation, molecular function: zinc ion binding; nucleic acid binding.
AUGGCUACACGAUCAGGGAGAAACUUCAGAGGGCGUCUGAUUGACAACCAGCGAGAUGGUUUGUUACUAAAGAUUGUUGAGCAACUUGAAUCGAUGGACACUCGGAGUGAAUCAAUGGACACUCGGAUCAGAAAGUUAGAAGAUCGUGGGAAAGCUUCCGCAACUGAUAAGGCAGAUGAAGAAGAAGAUACUAUAGUUGAGGAAACCAACACUGAUGACAAAGAAGAGCAGGCCCAGAACAAGCAAUCUUUUGGGGAUUGGGUCAAAGAAUACCUUGAGUUUAGUAGUGUGCCUGACAAAGUGGAUACUGCUGGAGAUAUUACCAAGAAAGUUAAGGUUGAAGUGCCCGAUUUCGAGGGGAAAACUGACCCUAUUGUGUUUUCAGAUUGGCUUGCUAGAAUCGAGGAGUACUUUGAUUGGUAUGACAUGGAUGAUGAACGGCGAGUGAGGUUUGCUAAGAUGAAACUGGUACUCUUGGCAAAAGUAUGGUGGGCUGGUGUUGAAGGUGAUACUAUGAGAUUGGGACAACCACCAAUCAGCUCUUGGCAAGAGAUGAAGGCCAAGUUGCGUGAGAAAUACAUGCCACCUAAUUAUCUUGACAAACUGUGCGAUAAGCUCAUUGCUCUCAAGCAAGGCAGCAUGUCAGUAUCUGAGUAUAUGCAAAAGUUUGACGAGUUAAAGACAAGGAGUCAGAUUGUAGAAGACUCUAGACAAACUCUUGCAAGGUUCAAGGCUGGUUUGAGACCUGACAUAAAGAUGGAGAUGAUUCGACAACCAGUGUACAGCGUAGAACAUGCUUUCCAAGUUGCUUUGGACUUGGAAGAAUAUUUGGGUUACACCACAGUGAGGAAAUCUGGGAGUCAGGGUAAUGACACAGCUCAAAGAAAAUAUUUUGAGGCUGCUGUUAAGACAAGGACAGGAAACCCAUCAUCCAAUCGAGCACCAGAUUCUAAACCCUCUUCUUCAAAGGCCAUUGAAUCAAGGGUUUGCUUCAAGUGUGGGCAACCAGGUCACAUGGGAUAUCAAUGUCCAAAGAAGAAUCUGCAUAUUGGAAUAGAGCAAGAGGCAGAACCAGAGCAUGAGGCGGGAAACGAUGACUUCGACUAUGGGGAAUACGAUGCAGAUGAUCUCGAGGAAGAAGACCAUGACACUUCCCUUUCCUCUGUCGUGAGACGUGUGCUAGCAGCUCCUAAAACGGGGGGAGAAGACUGGAGUCGAACAGCUAUUUUUCAAAUGUUAGUUCGUUGUGGGGAUAAAGCUCAGAAGCUAAUUAUUGAUGGCGGUAGUUGUAUGAAUGUUGUCUCAAGCUCAACGGUUGAACGCCUUAAACUUCAAGCACAACCACAUCCACAACCAUACAAGGUAGCUUGGAUUGAUAGCACCCAAAUUCCAGUAACUCAACAGUGCCUUGUUUCGCUUUCUUGUGGUGACUACACUGAUUCUAUUUGGUGUGAUGUGGUCCCCAUGAAGGUAGCUCACAUUCUUCUGGGAAGGCCAUGGCUGUUUGACCGGGAUGUGAACCAUAAUGGUAAAGAAAAUACAUAUUCUUUCCUGUUCAACAAGAAAAAGGUGGUCUUGAAGCCAAUGCAAGCUGCUGAAAUGGCAAAGUACAAGGGAAAGGCAUCUAAAGGCGUAGGGAGUAACAAGAAAUCUCUUCAUAUUCUCACAAAGAAGAAAUUUCAAGUAGAGAGUGAAGAAGCUGGGGUCAUAUAUGCCGUAGUGGCAAAAGAAACUGUGGGAAUCACCGCUGUCCCUAAUUCUCCAGUUUGCCCAGAAAAUCCGGAGUUAACCGAAUUAUUAUCCAGUUUUUCAGAUUUGGCUCCAGAGGAGUUGCCUGACGAGCUUCCCCCUAUGCGUUCUAUUCAGCAUGCCAUAGAUUUCAUUCCAGGCUCACAAUUGCCUCAUCUUCCAGCCUAUCGCAUGAACCCGAGUGAACAUGCCGAACUCAAAAGGCAAGUAGAUGAAUUAUUAUCUAAGGGUUUUAUUCGUGACAGUCUCAGUCCCUGCGCUGUUCCAGCUUUGUUAACACCUAAGAAGGAUGGUAGUUGGCGCAUGUGUAUUAAUAGUCGCGCUAUCAACAAGAUUACUAUUAAGUAUCGAUUUCCUAUUCCGCGGCUCGAUGACAUGUUGGAUAUGAUGGCUGGUUCAAGUCAGUUUUCGAAACUCGACCUAAAAGGCGGCUACCACCAGAUACGGAUUAGGCCUGGAGAUGAAUGGAAGACUGCGUUCAAGACAAGGGAUGGGUUGUAUGAGUGGUUAGUGAUGCCAUUUGGUCUCUCCAACGCACCUAGUACGUUUAUGCGGUUUAUGAAUCAGGUAUUACAACCCUUCAUUGGUCGGUUCUUGGUUGUCUACUUUGACGAUAUCUUAAUAUAUAGCAGAACAAGGGAGGAGCACCUCAAUCACUUGGGGCAAGUUCUUAGGGUUCUUUGUCAAGAGAAGUUGUAUCUAAACCUGAAGAAGUGUUCUUUCAUGAAGCCAAGUGUUGUAUUUCUGGGAUUUAUUAUCUCCUCUGCAGGUGUUGAGGUCGACCCAAUUAAGGUUAAAGCAAUUGUGGAGUGGCCAGUUCCUAAAACUUUGCAAGAGACUCGAAGUUUUCACGGUUUAGCAACGUUCUACUGA